Seriola aureovittata is the source of this 4906-nucleotide messenger RNA. It is a transcript of the gene oprd1b, whose product is annotated as opioid receptor, delta 1b. The record is from RefSeq and is a predicted model, not a curated record. Gene Ontology annotation, molecular function: neuropeptide binding; G protein-coupled enkephalin receptor activity. The transcript is spliced from 3 exons. NCBI's taxonomy places the organism in Eukaryota, Metazoa, Chordata, Actinopteri, Carangiformes, Carangidae. Gene Ontology annotation, cellular component: membrane; neuron projection. The coding region runs from base 154 to 1287 and encodes 377 amino acids. Gene Ontology annotation, biological process: neuropeptide signaling pathway; G protein-coupled opioid receptor signaling pathway.
GAGAGAGAGAGAGAGUGAGAGAGAGAGAGAGAGAGAGAGAGAGCGACCAACCCUCUUCUGGGCGCCGCGUCACUAAUUUGCUGUCCAGUUUCCGUGCACUCCUGUGCACCUGCCUGACUUCUUAGUAACAAAAUCUCACCUGAAUUUUAGAGAAUGGAGCCUACCACUCUUCCUUCCCUUCUUGGUGAUUUUAACGAGCGCUACUCGGUCUCCGUAACUCCUUUCAAUGUUACAUUCUCCGAGGAUCUGCUGCUUCUGCCUUCAAAAAGCAACGACACCAUCAGGGCUACAAACAGGGACACUACAAGUCUCAUCAUCGCCGUGUGUAUCACGGCUCUCUACUCUCUCAUCUGUGUGGUGGGACUACUAGGAAACGUGCUUGUAAUGUACGGGGUGGUCAGGUACACCAAGAUGAAGACCGCCACCAACAUCUACAUCUUCAACCUCGCUCUUGCUGAUGCUCUCGCCACCAGCACCCUCCCCUUCCAGAGCGCCAAGUACCUGAUGAGCACAUGGCCCUUUGGGGAGCUGUUGUGUAAAGUGGUUAUUGCCAUCGACUACUACAACAUGUUCACCAGCAUCUUCACUCUCACCAUGAUGAGCGUGGACCGCUACAUCGCUGUAUGUCAUCCGGUGAGGGCCCUGGACUUCCGCACGCCUGCCAAAGCCAAACUCAUCAACGUCUGCAUCUGGAUCCUCUCCUCUGCUGUCGGAGUACCUGUGAUGAUCAUAGCUGUUACCAAGGUGAUGGAUAAAGGAAACACUGUCUGCACACUCGGAUUUCCCGAACCUGACUGGUACUGGGACACAGUGAUGAAAAUCUGCGUGUUCAUCUUUGCGUUUGUGGUACCCGUCCUGGUCAUCACUGUCUGCUAUGGUCUGAUGAUCCUGCGACUCAAGAGCGUCCGUCUGCUCUCUGGCUCUAAAGAGAAAGACAGGAACCUGCGGCGCAUCACCCGCAUGGUCCUGGUGGUCGUGGCAGCCUUCAUCAUCUGCUGGACUCCCAUCCACAUCUUCAUCAUUGUCAAGACCAUGGUGAAAAUUGACCACAAGGAUCUCCUUGUAAUGGCCAGCUGGCAUCUGUGCAUUGCACUGGGCUACACCAACAGCAGUCUCAACCCUGUGCUGUACGCCUUCUUGGAUGAGAACUUCAAGAGGUGCUUCAGGGAUUUCUGCCUGCCCUAUCGCUCCCGCCAGGACCAGAGCAGCUUCUCCAGAGCGCGCAACAGCACACGAGAGCCUGUGUCUGUUUGUGCUCCUGCGAUGAGAGAGAGACUGCCGGCCUGACUAGGCAUGGAUCAGUGCGGCGGGGGAACAGUUCAGGAUGACCUCCAGAGCGAGGUCACACAGUUGUCCACCACAGGAGUCUGAGUCUGCAGACAUACAGUCGGCUUUUUACUUGCCGCAUAAAUUGUUCAGUUGUGUUUUUGAAUUCAUGUAAAGAAAUGAAACUGUAUAACCUGUGCAUAAGGAAAUGGAUAGAAUCUUGGAGUGUAUACACACACACACACACACACACACACACACACACACACACACACACACACACACGCGCACACACACACACACACGCAUGCACACACACACACACACACACACACACGCACGCACACACACACACACACACAUACCCAUUUAAACUUGCAGGGUCCUGCAGUUUGGUCCCCACAAAGCUGUUGGACCCUGCAAGUAUAGUGCGCUCCUGGUUUUUGGACUGCAUAAAUAUAGUAAAACAAAGCCACCGACACACACAGACAGACACUACAGGGAGAGUUCCAAGAGUUAUAUGUUUUUUACUGUUUUGGCUCUACUUCAGCAGAAUAAAAGAUAAAUACAAGGUUAAAAUGUUGACUCUCUAAGCUUUAAAAAUGAUUGUGGGUCUUCACAUCCAUAUAAGGUGAACAAUGGAGGACUCAUUGCCACGUUUAUACAUAGUCUCACCAUGAUCAUUUUGCCAGGCAGGACAUUGAUCCUAAACACACAGACAAGGCCACCAAAGAGUCUUUUUAUGGCCAAACACUGGCCAGUGUAUGAUUGGACGAGUCAGUCACCUGACUUCAUCCCCACAGACAAUGUGCUGCACUUGAAGGAGACCAGACUUACUGAGAAAAUCCUCUGUAGCAGCAAGAAGUGAAGACAGCUGCAGUCCAGGCUUGGCCUCGCAUCAGAAGUGAAGAUAUUUCUGGGAAUCAGACACUUCAGCCUGUCAUUGAUUUACAGCUAGAUAUUACACAUGAUGACUUUAUUUAACUUUAGACUGGCUUGUGAAAUUAAUUUCUAUUCCCUAAAACUGGGGGACUGCUAUGGCUGAAAACAAAGCUAUGUGAGUAGUGAGAGAGAACCCAAAAUCAAACCAAUGAGCCGACAGACACUGUAAUGCUCUGUAGAGCUGAGAAGAACUGAGUUAAGUGAUAAUUAUCUGUGGUUUUAUGACUACAAGCUGCUCCUUUCACAUUACACAUAGUCACUGAAUCAAUUGCUAAUAUAAAGUAUUAUAGAGCAGCUUUAAAGCUGAAUUUGCUUUAACCUGAGGGUUCAAGUUCAUAUCCAGUGCACUGGAGUAUAGAGCCAACACAGUGAAACACGUCUCUGCACUUAUUCUUUCUGACUACAUCUGGACUAGUAAUAGUAUUUUCAUUCAACCUCACUGGGGAUGUAAAUGAGAAUCCAAUAAUGUGAAUGUUUAGCCGAGACUGUUUUCAUUGUCUCUCUGUGAUAUUUAGAUUAGAGGAUGUAUCCAAUUUCAUGCACUUUCUUGUGGCAGUAGGAGGAGAAAUAAGACACGAAGGCCACACAUAUAAUUGAGGAAGAUUUUAAAAGAGGUGAAAUUCAAAAUGACCACUGCGCCAUGUUUCAGUGUCAUUUUUCCACUUUUACUGAACCAAUACAUUAUGAAAGACGCUUGUAAAAGACACCUUAAAUAAAAUGAAAACUAAAAUAUGGCCUUCAUGAUUAAGCAGGGAUGACGAGCGCUUCAGGCAUAUAUUCACAAUGAACAUCGGUGCUCAGCUGACUCACUGUUUCCACUCCUCUAGCAGUUAGGCUGCUCUAUUUCUUUUUGUGCAACCAAAAUAUUCAGCUCACAGUAAACUGAGCAGCUGAGGAGAAAGAAACUGGCGCUGCAGUUCAGUUUCAACUCACAGAGAGGUGAGUGAAUGAAGGCAAUUCUGAAUCGGAUCCAAUGCAUUAGCAUGCCACAAGAAUCUUCCCAUACAUACUACAGCUAAUGGACAAUUUUCCACUGAUCGUUGGACACUUGCUGUGGUAGAUAUGGACUUUUUUUCAGUCAAAUUGAUGCCAGUCAUCUUUCCACUGCAGCAAUGCAGCUUUGUUAGAAAGGCAGGCAUCUACAGUAUAUACUGUAUCAAGUGUAAAGUUAGUAUCGUUAUGUAACAGCAUAUUAAGUGAUAAUGUGAUUUUUUCUCUUUUGUUUUAAUGUGCCGUCAAGCUGUUGUACCAUUAAGCUUCACUUGUAACCUAUUAGUUAAGUCAAAUAUUAUAUAACUAUGUAUUUACACCAAGUGCUAUAAGUAAUAAGUGAAGCAUUUGAAAUUUAAAAAAAAAAAAAGAAAAAGUUCCUGUCUCCAGUCUGAAUUGUCUCUAACUUUUUUUUUUUUUUUAAUACAGCCAUCACUGUAAGAAAAGCAUUUAUAAAUGUUUUCUGCAGUGUGGUCGACAAUAUGUUCAGCUGAAUGAAAAUCUGUACCAUAAUGCCUUAUUCAGCGUUAUGUUUAGUUCUCGUUGCAACAAGUGAAUUGUUGUGUAGAAAAAAAGUGCUUGAUCUUUAUAAUUUCUCACAUUUUUUUCUUUCACCAAAUGUAAUAUAUAAAGUAAUUUAUUAUAUAAAUGUAAUUAAUUUUGUCUUUUGAAAACAAUGAUACAACCAUUAUAUGGAAUAGCAUAAGUUGUAUCUUGUAAGUGCUUUUAUUUUGAAAUAUUGUUGUUGAUAACUUUUAGUUUGAAUCCAGUAAUUUGUUUUCCGUGGUUGUUAUUACAAAUGUUGUUUACACUUCUACUCUGUAAAUGCCAGUGAGGCCUCAUGGGAGUUACAGAUGUAAUUAGUUGGUACAAUGAUGUAUGGAUUACUGAUUGGGAUAUGUGGACGGGGGCCCAGGGGCCUUUGACCUGGAAGCCCCUUGUGUUCACAGGUCACAGGGGGUUAAUAAGAUGCUUCUAAAAUGCGUGUGUAAAUGUGACUGAACAAAUGAAAGCACAAUGUGAAAUAAGUCAGGGAUGAUAUCGCGGUGUCUGGACUCCAGAUGCCCUGAAGAAAUAACUCAUAUUACAGUGUAUCAAUUAAAGGAUAAGGCUGGUGAUAUAUUAUAUUUCUGUUAUUGUCAACAAAUCCUAUGAACCUCCGCAACCUGUCUGUGGCUCUCACCAUGAGCACACUCACUCCUACUGAAGACAUAUAUCUUUAUAUCUUUACAAAUGAGACACAAAUAUAUAUUUAAUUAAAAAAAAAGAAAAGAAAAGUUAAACAGUGUAUUUCUUAUGGGCGAUUUGCUCUAUUAAGUAUUUACAACAGCAGCACAGUGUAUGAGGGAUUCACUCAAAAUAAAUUACAGUUCCCAUGUUCUUGAUAAUGAAGGAACAUAACGCCCAGUACACAGUGUGGCUCACUCAUGUGCUUUUAAUAUUUUUUGGACCGUAAUGGAGCUCUAUGACACAGAGGAGUAUGUUACAUCAGGCUUUGGCUACACAGACAUGAACAAUUUAUUAUUGUUUUUUUUCCUUCUACACAAUUUAUUGACACUAAGGCAAAUGUAGAAUAACACAAGCCUUAUCGUUUAAAUUACACAGGCCCAAAGCCCACGACUGACACGAAGUCAGACUACCACUUUAUUCACACUUUUUGUACACUCAUUGUGGAAAAAUAAAUAAUAAAAUAAACCACUGAACAAUC